AUGGAUUCCGCUCUAGAGGCUUCACAGUCGGAGAGCUCUAAAUAUGUCCCCCCUAACCUUCGACCCAAAGGCUCUACAACCACUGUCUUCCAUGACUGUCCAAUCGAACCGGAUAGCGAAAUGAAACGUGUGGAAAGUGAGGCAGAGGCGUCCCAUUUGGCCAAAUCAGUACUGGAGGUUGCUGCUAAGAAUCCCCCUGAAAACCCUCUUUUGGAGAAGGAAAAUCCCAAGAGCUUGUCUGCUGUCGCUGUAUUCCAGCACAAACUCUUUAGGUCUAGGUUUGGAUGCUUUGUGGCGUCGACCACUGAUUCUUCGGUUGUUACACCUAUCCCUAUCCUUUCCGAUACGAUGACUGAGAAUGAGGAACCUGUGGACACGGAAGCAACUAUCUCUAAUCCUCCCUCUUCGGUGGGUCCUAUCAUCAUAAUAGGAAAGGAAGCCACUAUGCCAACACUGAUCACCCUCGUUGCUUCACUUCCCUAG
This is a messenger RNA of Lactuca virosa, 483 nucleotides long. The record is from the annotation of a GenBank genome assembly. NCBI's taxonomy places the organism in Eukaryota, Viridiplantae, Streptophyta, Magnoliopsida, Asterales, Asteraceae.